GAAUUGCGUGUUCUGUCAGCCAGGUCAGUUGGCUAAGUUUUGGUUUGGUUGAAGACAAGAACUCUACAUUUGGAUUAUUUACAGGUCAACAAUUUCUAUAAAAUUAGUGUUCGCAUUGAAAUAUUUGAAACUGGAGAUUCUGUUACUGAAUAUUGAGGAUCUGUCUCUUCGUCCAUGUUUGACUUCAGUUUUUUACGUGUGUCAUCAUAUCAUUGAAACUGAACAUAAUAAAUGCCAGGAACAGGUGCAACUAAUGUCAAAGAAAUAGGCGAUGGUACAUCGAUAAAUUUCCGACCAUCUCCAAACUUCAAACACAUGAAAAAGUACUUGAAGUCCAAGUUUGAAGAAGAAGCAUGUCCGGUAGUUUCGGCUCCGCGCCCAAAUUUAAACCAGGAACCUGGUCAAGUCCAGAAGAAACCAAUAACUGUACAGGCUAAAAACAAAGGAAAAUCUCCUCAAGUCAAUAAAGCAGUACCUAACCAAGUUAAUAAACCUACUACCCAGGUUCAGAAUAAACCGAUAACUACCCAAGUUCAGAAUAAACCGAUAACUACCCAAGUUCAUAAUAAAUCAAUAACUACCCAAGUUCAGAAUAAAGCAAUAACUACCCAAGUUCAGAAUAAAGCAAUAACUACCCAAGUUCAGAAUAAACUAAUAACAACCCAAGUUCAGAAUAAACCAAUUACUACCCAAAUUCAGAAUAAAGCAAUAACUACCCAAGUUCAGAAUAAAUCAAUAACUAUUCAAGAUCAGACCAACAAGGAAAAAACUAUUCAAAUUACCAACAAACCAACAACUAUCAAAGUUCAAAACAGAACAAAAACUAGCCAGGAUUAUGAUAAACCGACAGCUACUGUUACAAGUCAAUCUUAUAAUAAACCAACAGCUACUGUUACAAGUCAGACUUAUAAUAAACCAACAGCUACUGUUACAAGUCAGACUUAUAAUAAACCAACAGCUACUGUUACAAGUCAGACUUUUAAUAAACCAACUGCUACUGUUACGAGUCAAACUUAUAAUAAACAAAAUGUUGUGGUUCAGCCGCCACUACCUCCUGAUCCGCCUCCACCAACAUAUGCCCCGAAUGUGGUCUUCAAAAAAGAAAUCGUGGACGAUGGGUAUGAAUGCCAUGCCAGUGCAAUCACUCAACCGAAACAAGAAGUAGAUGAGCAAGAAGAUAAAUCGAAAAUCGUGAAGCAAUUAGAAGAAAAACCAAAAAAGAAGGAAUUAUGCAGGGAUUUUGCAAGAGGCAAUUGCACGUGGAAUCCAUGCAAAAAAAGCCACGAAAUGGAUCUAACGCAACUUGACAAAGUUUACGACUUUUGUAUAGACUUUGCAAAUGAUAAAUGUAAAAGGCUUAAUUGUAGAUUUGUUCAUGCAACAACAUUCGAAAAAGAGAGUUAUUUUCGGACUGGUUACCUGCCGCCGCAUCUGCGUCCGCAAAUACCGAGCAAGAAAGGACGCGGGCAGCAGCAGCAACAACAACAACAACAACAACAGCAGCAACCACAACAGCAGCAACAACAACCAUUACAGCCGAUGCUUGACGCUAACGCGCAAGCUAUGCAGCUUCCUGUCUUUCCGGUUGUUGGAAGCACCCCAGAUUAUCGUGCCAGUUGCGGGGCACCUCUUUCACAAGGAAUGACGAUGCCAUCGAUCACUAUUGAUCCAGGAAUGGCGUACAAUGUGUUUGCGCCGCCGCAGCCUCCCCCGCCGCCCUCUACUCCGCCCAUUGCACCAGAUUGGAGUGAAUAUUCAACCGUACAAGAAUCAACUCCAAGGAAAUGUGGGAGAUGCGAGAUAAGUGAAAGAGAAUAUCAAGAAAGUUUACUAGAAGUAGAGAACAUAGAAAAAUCAACACAAGCUAUAAAAGAUCAAAUUGCAGCGUUAGAUCAAAUGAAAACAAAGUUACUUGCGGUGCUCACCAAAGUUUUGUGGAAAGAUAUGCCGAACUAAAAAGUGAUAGCACGGAUGGCAUUGUGCGACAAGAAACAAGACGAUGUAGAAGUUUUGUGGAAGGACAGGAGGAAAUGGAAACAUGUGACAGAUGUUAAUAAAUGUGUAUAAAAUA
This is a messenger RNA of Amyelois transitella, 2071 nucleotides long. Its product is annotated as ras-interacting protein RIP3. The record is from RefSeq and is a predicted model, not a curated record. Gene Ontology annotation, molecular function: metal ion binding. The transcript has 7 exons. NCBI's taxonomy places the organism in Eukaryota, Metazoa, Arthropoda, Insecta, Lepidoptera, Pyralidae. Bases 232 to 1956 code for a protein of 574 amino acids.